Andrographis paniculata is the source of this 2139-nucleotide messenger RNA. RefSeq lists its product as uncharacterized. The record is from RefSeq and is a predicted model, not a curated record. The transcript has 10 exons. The coding region runs from base 205 to 1449 and encodes 414 amino acids. Lineage: Eukaryota; Viridiplantae; Streptophyta; Magnoliopsida; Lamiales; Acanthaceae.
CAGCAGCAGGAUUCACGGUGGCGCCGUUCCAGGCCAAUGGUGGUCUAGAUCGCCCGGUCCUCGCAAGUUCAGCACCCUUUCCCCAACAUCAUCGAUACCUCUGAUCUAUAUUAAUAUGCUAAGCAACCUCCCUUCCCACUCUCUUGCUUCGCCAUUGAAGAAGUGUCACCAAACUGCUCUGCUCGCUCAGAAAACCUUUCCGUAAUGGGCGGAGACAGCUUCUUCCUUCCUACUCCUCCAUCCGCCGACGAAUCAUUGCAAGGUCUAAAUUCGCCGCACGAAUCGCCAAAUUCCAGUGUUUCCAGUAGGGACGAGGAGCAUUUGAAUUGUGAAUCGGAAAACGAUUUGGGGGAAGUUUCUUCGAUCUCUGCGGCUGUGGAGAGGCAGAGAGUCAAGGUCUAUGCAGAUGUUUUGGGGAGUUAUGAGUUGUUGAAGUCUCGGACGAACAGAUUGGGGGAAGCCAAAAGUAGAAUACUAAGUUAUUACCCGGGUUCGUGGGAUGAAAAGGCAGGCGGGGAGGCUCCGCCUGAAUAUUUGGUGCCAAAUAUUACGUGUCUCUUGCUCGUCGGCGCUGUAGGUUCUGGAAAAAGUAGCCUUGUUAAUAAAAUUUCUCGGGUGCUUGAGGAUGAUGUGUUUGCAUCGGAACGAGCUCAAGUUUCAUAUAACUCUUCUAAUGGAGAAGCUACCUAUUUUCUUCACGAGUAUUCAAUUCCACGAGGCUCAGGUUCGUUCUGUUUAUACGACACACGCAGUUUAUCUGAUGAUUCUACUGAAAACAUGAAAAUGGUCGAGUCUUGGAUGAAAAAAGGUGUUCGUCAUGGAGAACUCAUAACAAGGAAAUCGGACAACAAGGUUUUAAGAGCUCGGUUGAAGUGUAAGAAUCGAACAACACCAUCUUUUACCAAAUACAGGACAGUUAACUUUGUCAUAUUCGUUGUGAAUGCCCUUUCGAUCUUGGAAGAAAUGGACGGUGAUGCUGAAAACAAAUGGCAAUACUCUCAAAUGAUUGCUACAAAUUUCAAUAACCCGUUGUUGUCAUUCAAAGAUGACAAGCCUGCUGUUGUAAUUACACAUGGAGAUCUACUGCCACUUUCCGAGCGAGUGAGAAUUCGCGUUUAUCUCGGGGAGUUGCUGGGAGUUUCUCCAACAGGACAGAUUUUCGACAUUCCAGGAAACGAUGACCCGGACACCCAAUUGGCAAUAGUCGAAAUGUUAGCAUACUGCCUUGAACGUGCCGAUAGAAAUCUUUCUUUGAAAAGCCCCUUCUUCCUCAAGGUUCUAAGAUGUGUCUCCCCGGAUUUGAUAAUUACUGUGAUGUUUUUACUAAUCGCCAUUAUCCUACGGCAUGGUUUUUACCGUAGUCGGGAUCCCACUUGUCCUAUGCAUCAUCCAACAACGGGAGUGGAAGUCGAGUGGCGUAAAAUUCGACAUAUGUGGCUGGGAGAAUAGGUACGUACAUGUUAUGAAUCUAUGUCAAUACAUAUAUAUAUAUAUAUAUAUGUAUGUGUGUGUCUAUCUACAUGUAAAUGAUAAGUGAAUUUAUAAAUGUGGUGGUGAUGGUUAAUAGAAGCAAAGCUUUGGUGUUGAUUGAUCGUCUUGAUGUAAAGAAAAUAUAGCAAAUAUAUUGUAUUUCAAGCACAAUAACCAUAUUAUACAAUAUACCAUAAUAUAUAUAUAUAUAUAUAUAUAAUAUCAUAUAUGCUAUUUAUUUUGUAAUAAAGUGUUAAUUGCUUGUGCUGGUUUGAUCUAAUCGUUGUCUAUGUAAGAGAUAGAAGCUAGUAAAUUUUGUUAAUAUUUUUUAUUUGUUAAUUAGAGUUGAUCAACAUUGAUUACAUAUUUUCUAGAAUUAUACUACAAGGUUUGUUUGGUUAGGUUGUGUAUCAUAGUUUGAAUUCACGUAAUAGUCUGAUAUUUGUAUGAGAAAAUACUAAAUUUAUUAUGCUAAAUAUUUGGUACAAUUACUAAAUUAGAAAAUGGUACAGUUGUUAUUUUACGGACUAAAAUGGAAUCAGGAGUAUAUUUUUUUUUAUUGAAAAUUAUAAAUAUUCAAAUUAAAUACAUCAAUAUAGUUUUAAUAUUUUCAUCGUAUUAGAGUUAUAAUUUUAUUUUUAAAAUAAGUAUGUGUGUAUAUAUUUAUUU